GUGCUUGGCCAGGCAGUUGAACGCACCAUUCUUCUCGGAGUUUUUGUACCGAUUUUUUUCUAUUUUUGGCGUUUGAGACUUGAGACUUUUGUCUGAAUAUUUCCCCAUAGUUUUAUUUUUUUUACAACACUCGUUGUGUCACGUCUACAGGAUUCAUCAUACAGUUAUAUAGAGCGUAGGUUACGCUUGAACCCAACAAAAGAAUAACGAAAAUUCUGUAGUAAAACUUUUUUAAUCAAAGUUGUCAACAAUUGAAACAAAAAGAUCUAAUAAUCAUGGUGGUAAAUGAUGAUCUGUGGUAUCAAGAUGAAAAGAACAAUUAUUGGGUUCUAUUUCCCAAUAAAUUUGCAUUGGAUGAAGAAGAAAUUAGAAAAAUAUUUUCCAAUUUUGGUACUGUAAGAGGUGUUAAUAAAGCUGGUGAUGAAAAAGGCCUUCGUUUUGUGAGAUACAAAACCCAAGAAGAAGCAGUGAACGCUGUGCGUGGUUUAGAAAAUCAUCCAACGAUACAUUUGAAACCAAACAAAAACAAACAUAAAGAAAAAAUUAAUGGAGGUUCAACAACUAAUACAAACAAUGAAGAGAGAAGUAAUUUUUUCCACAGGAAAAGUGAUAGAGCACAAAGAAAUGUAUUUGGUACUGAAAAUGAUAAUCAAUCAACUUGCAGUGGUUAUACUGUUAGCUCAAAGAUUCAUUGCAUGGAUAAUCAAUCUGUUAAGAACAAUUUUUCAAAUCUAUCAUCUAAAAGUUUUGAUAGUAAUGAGAAAAAUUUUUCAUUUCAAAAAACAAAUUUAACAGUGGCUAAUAACUCACAUCAUGUUUCUCAAUCUGUUACCAAUAUUGAGGACAUUAAUGAUGUUCCAGACUUGGUCGUACACAAAAAGACGGGCUUGAUACCUCAGAAAAAAUUUUUUCCAGCUGGAGAAAUAAUUGUUGGUAAUAUACCAAAGGGUUAUGGCAGUGCAUACAUGUUAGAUUUGUUUAAUCGAUGGGAGCCACUAGCAGUUACAGACACAUCAUUAGCAGGAAAUACUGAUAUUCGUUUUUGUCAUGUUUACUUUAAGAGUGAAGCUGAUACUAAAGAAAUUGAAAAGUGUUAUGAUAAUUAUGUUUUAAGUAACAAAAAGUUAGUUGUUCUUCGUCCAUCUCGGCUAAUGGAAAUAGCUCGCAACUAAUUCUUACAUUUAAUGUAUGUUAUAUAAAAUGUAAUUAUUUCAAAUAGACUUUUUAAUUGAGCUUUUAAAAUGUUCAUAAAAAUAAUUUUAUAAAUUCUUAGGUGACAAACUUUUCUAUUUUUAUAAAAUAUGGCUUUUUAUAUCCUUCAAUUGAAACAUCAUUAUGUAAAUUUAAUUUUUGUAUGUUACUAUUUUAGUUUAAAU
This is a messenger RNA of Trichogramma pretiosum, 1376 nucleotides long. RefSeq lists its product as uncharacterized. The coding region runs from base 276 to 1172 and encodes 298 amino acids. Lineage: Eukaryota; Metazoa; Arthropoda; Insecta; Hymenoptera; Trichogrammatidae. The transcript is spliced from 2 exons. Gene Ontology annotation, molecular function: RNA binding. The record is from RefSeq and is a predicted model, not a curated record.